AUGGAUCAUGUUAUCAACGAAGACCUCGAGCAAGUAAUUUUCGACAAGCUCCAGAAUAAUCAAGGCUCUAUUGUCAGAGGUGUUAAACGAUAUCUCAGGACAAUAAGACCGGAAAGUCAUGGGCCAGACUCAUCAACUGAAUCUAAAGACAACACUGCUGGACUUCCAAUUCCGGAGCUUGGAAAAUCAUGGACGAAUUGGGCGCAUACCAUUUCCUUUACACCAAAGUAUACUUUCCGUCCACAGAACCUCGACCAACUGAUUGCCUGCGUGAAAAAAGCAAAUAAUGAGAACCUAAAAAUUCGAUGUGCUGCUGAAGGUCAUAGCUGGAGUACGCUCUCAGUGACACAGAGCUGUUUGCUGUUGACGGAUGAUUUGAAUGAAGUAACGGCAGAACAACAAUCGAAUGGUGAUUGGGUGCUCCAUGCGGAAGCUGGGGCGUCUAUUUCGAAAAUUGAUGAUUAUCUCAGAGAGCAUAGUCCACCGUUAACAAUCGAGUCCAUGGUUGUUCUUACAAGCAUCAGUAUUGGCGGGGCCAUCGCACCUGGAUGUCAUGGUGCGACAACAGAAGCAAGAACGCUUUCAGAACAGGUUGUUGGCUUGGAAAUAGUUACUGGUUCGGGUGAACUACAUAAGUUUGUGGAUGACCCUAACAAUCCGGAUGAGAUGAGUGCAGCGCGUGUCAGUUUAGGACUAUUGGGCGUCAUUUACAAAGUGUCUUUCCGUGUCAAGCCAAUGUUUAAAUUUCGAAUGAUAGACUCACUCCCGUUGGUAUCGCAGUUUACCAACAAAUAUCUUGAAAAUCUUGUAAAAAACUCUUUUGGAAUUGAAGUGCUUUAUUGGCCGUUUAACACUUCAC
Messenger RNA from Paraglomus occultum, 859 nucleotides. The record is from the annotation of a GenBank genome assembly. NCBI's taxonomy places the organism in Eukaryota, Fungi, Glomeromycota, Glomeromycetes, Paraglomerales, Paraglomeraceae.